Myzus persicae (green peach aphid) is the source of this 1328-nucleotide messenger RNA. RefSeq names its product adenosine kinase 2-like. The transcript is spliced from 8 exons. Gene Ontology annotation, cellular component: nucleus; cytosol. Gene Ontology annotation, biological process: purine ribonucleoside salvage. Gene Ontology annotation, molecular function: adenosine kinase activity. The record is from RefSeq and is a predicted model, not a curated record. NCBI's taxonomy places the organism in Eukaryota, Metazoa, Arthropoda, Insecta, Hemiptera, Aphididae. The coding region runs from base 260 to 1300 and encodes 346 amino acids.
GUGAAACAUGAGUAUUUCCCAAUUCCCAUCUUAGCAUAAAACACGAUGUUCUUUAAAAUGUUAUCUGUUUUUGAUAAGUAAUUAUAGAUAACAACGAAUUAAUCGUGCAACUUUAAAUUUUAAUUGAUCGUUGUUGAGUGUUUCUCUCUCUAUUGGACAUCGCGCGUCUCGAUAAUUUACUAACUACCAUCUCUAUAUAGAAUUUAUUUCGUGUAGUAUUCCAAUUCAUAACGGUUGUAUUUUUGUUGGUCGUGUAAAAAUGGGCGAUUCCAAUAUUUUAAAACCGGGAUCCAUCGUUGGAUUCUGCAAUCCAUUGUUGGACAUGAUUGUUGUUGGAGAUCAAAAUUUAUUAGACAAAUAUGAUUUAAAAAAUAAUAAUGCUAUCUUGGCUGAAGAAAAACAUAUGCCCCUCUAUGAAGAAUUGAUGAAGAAUGAAAAUAUUGAAUAUACUGCUGGAGGCUCAGCUCAAAAUUCUUUAAGGGUGGCUCAGUGGAUUCUGGAAAAGCCUAACGUAGCUGUGUUUUUUGGUGCAGUUGGUAAAGACAAAUACAGUGAGAUUCUGAAACUUAAAGCUAACAAUGAGGGAGUUGAUGUUAAAUAUCAAUACUCUUCAGAAAAACCCACUGGCACCUGUGCAGUUAUUGUCACCAAUAAUGGUAAAGAUAGAUCUUUGUGUGCCAAUUUAUCAGCCGCACAGACUUUUACUGAAAGCCAUUUGGAUGUUCCUGAAAAUAAAGCUAUAAUUGAAAAUGCAAAGUUCUACUUAGUUACGGGUUUUUUCUUACAAGUCAAUGUAAAAGCUGUUCAAAAAAUUGCUAAGAUUGCUUUUGAACGAAAGUGUCCAUUUUUAUUUAAUAUGAGUGCUCCAUUUAUUUAUCAAUUUUAUAUGGAUUCGGUUAUGUCAAUUUUUCGUUAUGUUACCAUUGUAGUCGGAAAUGAUGAAGAAGCCAAAGCUUUUUCUGACGGUCAAAAAUGGAAUUUAACUAACAUUGAUGAAAUUGCAUGUAAAUUAAGUACUUUUGAUAUUGAAAAUGAUAGACAACGUUUGGUUAUUAUAACUCAAGGUGAAAAACCAGUACUCGUUGCUAAAGAUGGAGUUAUUACACAAUAUCCGGUGCCUAAAAUUCCUAUAAGUAAUAUUGUUGAUUCAAAUGGUGCCGGUGAUGCAUUUAUUGGUGGUUUUAUUAGCAAAUAUAUUUUGGAAUGUCCAAUUAAAACCUGUAUAGAAGCUGGAAUUAAUGCAGGAUCAUAUAUUAUACAACAACCAGGAAUGACAAAAGGAGAUUCAUUUAAAAUAUAAAUAUGCUUAUACUAAGCUAUAACAAGCC